AUGCUGGUUGUUCCUGGCACGAAAGUUCCACCUAAGUUCCGUCGCGUCUACGGAGGUUGCGAAGGGUGUCGGAGGCGUCAUAUCCGAUGCGACAAAGGCGUUACUAGCUGUAGGCAAUGUGUAGACAAACAUGUCGUAUGCCCCGGCUAUGCAAGAAAAUUCACCUUCGUCGAGGGGCCUUCGGCCAGGGCGAAGAGGAGGCUGAAUCUCAAAGCCUCAGUCAGCAGGGCCGCGGUGGAUGAUGAUCUGACAGGUAGGAGCAAUAUCUCACCCACCAAAGAGCCAUCACCUUCUCGCAGACACUUACCAGUUCUCCCUAUAGCUGUAAAUGUUUGCAACAGCGAUGUCGGCGAUGAAGGCGGCAAAAGGCUGAGAGAAGAACAAAAUGAAGCUCUCAAUGCGCCGUACACCCUCACCGCGUCUACAUCGGUCCCAUGGCCAGGAUUCCAUAACGAGUAUUCCGAACAGAGUCGUAGGAAAUACUUUCUUGACCACUACUUUGACAAAAUGGCCAAUAGCUUCCCCAUCAUGGAAGGGCCGACAAACCCUUUCGGCGAGAAUUUUAAGCAAUAUCUCUUUCAAAGUGAUGCCCUCACUUUCGCCAUCAUGUCGAUGUCAGCAGCGUAUCUCGAAAAAAUGGCGUAUGCAUGGCAGUACCGCGCCAUUGCCCUCAAGGUGAUGCAGAGGGAUGCUCGCCAACAGGCCUAUUCGGUGGAGAUGCUAGCUGCAAUACUCUUUCUAGGCACCACAGAGACAAGUCGUUGCUGGUUUGAUGCGGCAAAUUCGAGUUCACCGCACCUCCUUGCCGCGAGUAGGCUUAUGCUUCACACCAUCAAAUGUGGAAUAAAAGUCCCGCUGUUCUUGACCAACUUCCUCUGCUGGUUCGGGACGCUGAUGAGCUUUGUUUCUGACAACGAAGACCACGCUCUCUCAUCAUCGACCACAUACGCGCUGUGGACGGCAGGGGUGCCUUACUCGGCCCAAGACGGGGCCAGUACCGAAAUUGAUCCCCUAGUCGGCGAUUGGGGAAAUCUGAUGCCUCUUGUUGCAACAGUCGGGACAAUCGCGAGGCAAUUAAGGAGAGGAAGCAAUGAAAGGGACGUCAAGAAAAGAAUUGAUCAUGUUGAAACAUGCCUGCUUGAAUGGGGUCGCCUCGGGCAAUCGUGCCUCGAGGAGCGUAAUCCGCAUGAUAACACCUCAGAAUACCACAGUCCUACAGAUUUCGACAACAUUGCAGAGGCCUAUCGGCUGUCCUCUCUAUUGACUCUGUACAAUUUCUGCCCUCGUUUACUACGGAAACGUGUCAGCUUGCUCAACGAUGGCGAAGUUACAACUGAGAUUUUGCUACGGCUGGCUCUGUCGACCACCACGCUGUUGCGGCAUAUUCCUGCUCAGAGCAGACUUUGGCGUGUGUGUUCGCUCCCAAUUCUCUCAGCCGCUCAAUGGGUCACAGAGUCUUCGGAUCGAGACUUCCUCCGGUCGAUGACGAACAUUUCGACGCACAAGACUCGGCUUUCAUCAAUACAUUGUGUCCGAAAGUUACUAGAGGAUGUCUGGCAGAGGAGAGAUGCUGGGUUUGACAUAUGGUGGAUGGGCAUAUUGGACGAGGGCGGAACUCCAAUCCUGAUCAACUGA
Molecule: messenger RNA, 1635 nt
Organism: Exophiala bonariae
Lineage: Eukaryota; Fungi; Ascomycota; Eurotiomycetes; Chaetothyriales; Herpotrichiellaceae
Exons: 3
Coding region: 1-1635 (544 amino acids)
Biological process (GO): positive regulation of transcription by RNA polymerase II
Cellular component (GO): nucleus
Molecular function (GO): DNA-binding transcription factor activity, RNA polymerase II-specific; transcription cis-regulatory region binding; zinc ion binding
Source: RefSeq, a predicted model, not a curated record